AUGUCGCACUACGCCCGCGUCGAAGAGCUGUCUGACUCCGAUCCCGAUGAGGUCGCUCCCUCCGACUCGCUGGACCUCGACUCCAUUAUCCAGCCCGCAGUAAUUCCAACCCGGCCGAGUCCACCACCUACGACCACUCCGAUGGCUCAGCAGAUGGCUCAGCAGAUGGCUCAGCAGAUGCCAGAGCCGCAGCGCGAGAUCCCCAAACACUUCCAAUGCCUCUAUCCAGUAUAUUUUGACAAGACCCGCUCGCGCGCGGAGGGCCGCAAGGUCGGCUCGGAGCUUGCUGUGGAGAAUCCUCUGGCUAGAGAUAUCGUGGAUGCUGUGCAGAUGUUGGGGUUGCAGGCCGGCCUGGAACCGGAGAAGCUUCACCCCAAGGAUUGGGCUAACCCUGGCCGAGUACGGGUACUCCUCAAGAACGAAGAUGGACGAUUGGUGAACUCGAAAAUCAAGAAUAAGCAUCACCUCCAUAUUCUCGUUGCCCAGUACCUGAAAGCUCACCCGACCACGGAGCAAUCACCAUACCGCUUGCGAAUUCGUGGUCUGCCCAUGCCCGAGAAGCUUCCUCCCGCUCCUUCCGCUCCGCGUGGGUGGAAAGUUGGCAAGAUCCUACCCAUUCACUCGCCUGCCUACAGCGGCGGCGGUGUCAGCGAUAACCCGUUCAAGGAAGCCAUGGCCGAAAUGCAGAGCAUGCAGGGUAUGCCCGGGAUGCCAUCCAUUCCAGGAAUGCCUGGUAUGCCGGGAAUUGGUGAGCCUUCGGGGACUGGCGCUUCAGAAAAGAAGAAGAAGGACAAGAAGAAGGGUAAGGCCUGA
Molecule: messenger RNA, 813 nt
Organism: Penicillium canariense
Lineage: Eukaryota; Fungi; Ascomycota; Eurotiomycetes; Eurotiales; Aspergillaceae
Product: RNA-binding signal recognition particle subunit SEC65
Exons: 2
Coding region: 1-813 (270 amino acids)
Biological process (GO): SRP-dependent cotranslational protein targeting to membrane, signal sequence recognition; SRP-dependent cotranslational protein targeting to membrane
Cellular component (GO): signal recognition particle, endoplasmic reticulum targeting
Molecular function (GO): 7S RNA binding
Source: RefSeq, a predicted model, not a curated record